CCGACACGUCCGGCGCAGCUUUGACAUCUUGCCACCAGAAGGGCCCCGAAGUGCUGGUGCAGGUUAUUAUCUGACGAAUUAUGGCAAACUUAUCCAAUACACCCUUUUUAUCCCGUAUUCCAUUAUUAAAGUUCACUAGUUACACCUCCGAUGAAUGAAGGCGUCGGGAAAACGCGGUUCGAAAACUACCGGAUGAUGUCACUUUCGCAUUCGCCCGUAUCGAGUCGUCCACCAUGGGCAGUCGACUGGAAAAGAACUCGGCAGCCGUGCGGAAACGCAUAGCGAGCCAUGAGUUCACCGAUGAAGGCGGGGAAGAGUACGAGGCGAGCGAGUUUGACGGCUUCGGUGACUAUUUCCGGAGGAAGAAACUCAAACUGCAGAACCUCGACGCCGAGUUGCGCGCAUCCAGCAAAGACAAGCCGCAGAUCUUCAAGGGCAUCGUGGCGCACGUCACGGGCUAUACCCAACCGCCGCUUCAUAUCCUUCACAAGGAACUUGUCGAGCAUGGCGCCGGUUUUCUGCAGUACCUCGACGGCAAGACCAUGGCGACCCACAUCAUCGCCUCGGCCAUGCCCCCCAAGAAGACGGUCGACUUCGCCAAGUACCGCGUCGUCAAGCCCGCCUGGGUGAUGGACUCGAUCCAGGCUGGGAGGUUGCUACCGUGGGCCGACUACCGCGUCAUUGACGACGGCCCGAGGCAAAAGACCAUCAAGUUGGACGGAGGGAAGCUGUUGAACCAGGCGACCCAACAAUCCCCUGCCGGAUACCGCGAGCAGACCCAGAAUAGCUUCUACAUGAGUCAGUUCCAGAAGCCGACCGACCGCCUGGGAUCCCAAGGUUCUAGCAGCCCGUUCCAACCGCCGUCUGCCCGGAAGAGUGCUCUAGCUGAGCUCGAGACCAUCGAUGACUUUGAUGAGAUGGAUGUGGAUAUGCCGGUUGAUGCUGCAACUAGAAAAGAGUUGCAGAGCGGCGACAGCGCCACGAGCGAUCCUCUCUCCAACCCGCAGGGGAAACAGCAUGAGGCUGAGGAGCAUGGGCCUAAGCAAGAGAUGGACACUCCAAAGCAGCCACCCACCGGGAGAGCCAUGACCUCGGAGGAGCACAACGCCAUGCUCCUCCAGGACCCCAAGAUCCGAAAGUCAUCCACCGCCAACCCAGAUUUCCUGAAGCAGUACUAUUCCGAGAGCCGGCUGCACCAUCUGUCCACCUGGAAAGCCGAGCUCAAGUCGCGGCUGAUGCGCAUGACUGCGGAGAAGGCCCCGACGGCAAAGAACAAUAAGCGGAAAAGCGGGUCGCGCCGCUACAUCAUGCACGUCGACUUCGACAGCUUCUUCUGCGCCGUCUCGCUGAAGCGCCAUGCCCCCGAGUGCCGCGACAAGCCUGCCGUGGUGGCCCACAGCACGGGCAGCGGGUCCGAGAUCGCGUCGUGCAACUAUCCCGCCCGCGCGUUCGGCGUCAAGAACGGCAUGUGGAUGAAACGCGCUCAGGAGCUCUGCCCGAACCUCAAGGUCGUGCCGUAUGACUUUCCGGCUUACGAAGAAGCGAGCCGGCUGUUCUACGGUGCUAUCCUGGAUGUCGGAGGCGUCGUGCAGAGCGUCAGCAUCGACGAGGCUCUUGUCGACAUCACCGACAUCGUGCUAUCUGCCGCCGGUUCCACUGGCGUAGGUGUCAGUGAAGGCAGCCUCUGGAGAGAGCAGGGGAAGGCGGAUGAGAUCGCAUCCAACCUUCGCGCCGAGGUCAAGAAGAAGACCGACUGCCAUGUUUCGGUCGGCAUCGGUGGGAACAUCCUCCUGGCCAAGAUCGCCCUGCGCAAGGCAAAGCCCGCCGGCCAGUAUCAGAUCAGACCGGAGGAGGUUCUGGACAUACUCAGCGAUCUCAAGGUCGAGGAUCUCCCUGGCGUGGCAUAUAGCAUCGGCGGCAAGCUGGAGGAGAUUGGCGUCAAGUUUGUAAAAGACCUGCGCGAGACAUCCAAGGAGCGUCUAGUAUCGGUCCUGGGUUCCAAGACGGGCGAGAAGUUGUGGGAGUACGCUCGUGGGAUCGACCGCGCCGAGGUCGGAGAGCAGCCCGCUCGCAAGUCCGUCUCGGCUGAUGUGAACUGGGGCAUCCGGUUUGUGAACCAGGAGGAAGCCGAGGAGUUUGUCCGGAACCUGUGCAGGGAGCUGGAGCGCCGACUUCUGAACGAAGGCGUCAGGGGCAGGAGCCUAACCAUGAAGAUCAUGCGCCGCGCGCUGGAUGCGCCCCUGGAUCCGGCCAAGCAUCUGGGCCACGGCAAGUGCGACACGUUUACCAAGAGCAUGGCUUUUGGCGUGGCCACCAACGACGGCGAGGUUAUUGGGAAGGAGGCGGUCGCAAUUCUGCGUUCUUACAAGUUCAGCCCCGGAGACCUCAGGGGUUUAGGCGUCCAGAUGACCAAGCUGGAGCCGAUCAAGCCGUCUGCUGCCCCUGAAAGGAGCCAGAAAAAGCUCAGCUUUGGCAGCGCAGCCUCCGCAGCGAAAAAGGAGAAGACGGAGCAGAUCGACGAUUCCAUGGACGCAAGGAAGUCCAGUCGCGCAUCUGGGCGGGAGGUCGAAGAAGACCCGAUAACGGUAGACCCGUUAACGCCCAGGAAACCUAAGAUGCAUCCGGCGCUGGCCCUUGCCAGGGCUAACGCUGCCGACGAAAAGGCCAACUCGCCGCUGAACAUCGCCGGAACCCAGUUCAUCAUCCCAUCAAACCCAGACCCUGCAGUUCUCGCCGAGCUUCCCCGGGACAUCCGCAGCAGACUGGCGAACCAAGCCAAGCAGGCUCCGGCCGCCCCCUCUCGCGAAGCUUCCCCAGCGAUCAAGUCUCGCUCCCACAGCCCGGCCCACACGGACGAUAUUCCGUCUGACGUCGACCCAGAAGUAUUCAAUGCGCUCCCUGAGGAAAUGAAAGCCGAGGUGCUCGCCUCCUACGGCCGCAGAAGGCGUCAGCCCGGCGGAGCCCAGCAACAGACCGUCCUCCCGCAGUCGCCCCGCAAAGACAGGGUGAUCAACCGGCCCAGGGACAAAACGACACCCACCAUGCGAGCCGGGAUCAGAAGCCUCUUCAACCGCGUGGGCGAGCGCGAACGGCAGCACGAUGCAGGCGCCGGUCUUAUGCAGACCAGCUUCGCCCCGUUGCCGAGAGCCGCCGCCGCCGACCAACAACAACAACACGAACAACAACAACAACAACAACAACAACAACAACAACAACAACAACAGCAAGACAACAAUAACACAGAUACGAUGAUAGGCGACCUCGACCCAGCCUUCCUCGCCGAGCUGCCCGAGGACAUGCGGCGCGAGGUGGUCGAGGACCAUCGCCGCCGCCGCCUCGCGCAGCGCUCCGGGCUGAGCUACCACGUCCCGGCGCGGUGUCGUCAGGAGAAGGAGGGAGGGGAGGUAGCCAUCCUCCACGGCGGGCAGACGCUGCUUAAGUUCCCCGCGAAACCGCCGAAGGCAGUCUUCACGCAGUCCGGACUAACAAGCCUCACGGAGAUCAAGGAGAUGGUCGGGGUGUGGCACGCCGCGACGCAGGAGGAAGGCCCCCACCGGGCGGACGUACAGGUUUUUGAGCAGUACGUGGGCCGGGUGGUGACGGAGGAGCGGGAUAUGGAGAAAGCGCGGGUGCUGGUGAAGUGGCUGGCGUGGAUGGUGGAGGAGGAAGGGGUGGACGGGGCCGGGAAGGCGUCGUGGAGGGAGGCGGUGCGGGCUGUGACGGCGGCUGUCCAGGAGGCGGUGAAGGAACGCGGGUUGGGGCCUAUGGAUCUUGGGUAAGGCACCUAAUACUAACAAGGUCUGUAGGAUAU
Messenger RNA from Chaetomium strumarium, 3811 nucleotides. RefSeq lists its product as uncharacterized. Gene Ontology annotation, biological process: error-free translesion synthesis; error-prone translesion synthesis. Gene Ontology annotation, cellular component: nucleus. The transcript has 2 exons. NCBI's taxonomy places the organism in Eukaryota, Fungi, Ascomycota, Sordariomycetes, Sordariales, Chaetomiaceae. Gene Ontology annotation, molecular function: DNA-directed DNA polymerase activity; damaged DNA binding; deoxycytidyl transferase activity. The coding region runs from base 234 to 3779 and encodes 1181 amino acids. The record is from RefSeq and is a predicted model, not a curated record.